Molecule: messenger RNA, 10554 nt
Organism: Carcharodon carcharias (great white shark)
Lineage: Eukaryota; Metazoa; Chordata; Chondrichthyes; Lamniformes; Lamnidae
Gene: atm
Product: ATM serine/threonine kinase
Exons: 63
Coding region: 166-9354 (3062 amino acids)
Biological process (GO): DNA repair
Molecular function (GO): protein serine/threonine kinase activity; protein binding
Source: RefSeq, a predicted model, not a curated record
GGGGGGUCGGAAUCUGAUGUAAAUCGCCUCUAACGUAAAUAGCAGCAGCGACUCUCGUGCGCUUCAUCCAUGGCUGGAGCUCGGGUUUAAACGAAGUUUGAUUCGGGCCCACGUUGAUGUGCAGAGUUUUGUUUCUGAUUCAUUCCACUGCCCUUCAAAGAAAUCAUGAGCCUUGUACUUCAUGACCUCUACCUUUGCUGUCGCCAGUUUGACAAUGACAAAGCUACAGAGAGAAAGAAAGAAAUAGAAAAAUUUAAACGUCUUAUUCGAUCGCCAGAAGCCAUAGAGCAGUUGGAUCGAAAUUCUGAAUCAAAACAUCCAAAACAGUUGAACUGGGAUGCAGUUUUUAGGUUUCUUCAAAGGUACAUCCAGAAAGAAACUGAAUGUCUCCAGGCAGCCAAUCCCAAUGUAUCAGCAACUACUCAAGCCAACCGGCAGAAGAAAAUGCAAGAAAUUGGCAGUAUCAUGAAAUAUUUUAUCCGAUGGGCCAAUAAAAGAGGACCACGUCUGAAAUGUCAGGACCUUCUGAAGCACAUCAUGGAUACUCUGCAGAAUAGAUUUAGCUGUGCUGCCUAUGGGACUGACUACAGCAGCAUUCUGCUGAAGGAUAUUCUCUCAGUUAGGAAGUACUGGUGUGAAAUUUCCCAACAACAGUGGUCAGAUUUAAUGAACUUAUAUUUCAAGAUGUACCUGAGACCAUCUAAAGAUACUAACCGGGUUCUUGUGGCCAGGAUAAUUCAUACCCUUGUCAGAGGCUGCUGCUUCCAGUCUGAAGGACUGACCUCCACACUAUUUGAGUUCUUUGCAAAGGCAAUGCAGAAUGCAAGACAGGAACAAGUCUUCGCUGUCAUUGAGCACAUCAUGUCAGCUCUCAAUGUCUUUCUCAACGUGUGUGUAAUGAAUUGUCGGAUUCGUGUGUGUAAGCUGGGGGAGGAGAUCUUUCCAACACUGCUAUGCAUUUGGACUCAGAAGCGCCCCCAGGAUUCUCUAAAGGAAGAAAUCAUUGAAUUCUUUCGAUUGCAGCUUCAUGCCCACCACCCAAAAGGGGCCAAAACUCAGGAAAAAGGUGCUUUUGCGGCUGACUGGUUGAAAUGGCAACAUCUGCUUUAUAGUCUCUAUGAAAUAAUUGUCAGCGAAGUAAGCCACAUAGGAAGCAGAGGAAAGUACUCAGCAGGAAUGCGCCAUGUUGCUGUCAAGGAUAAUCUUGUUGAUCUGGCUGCUGAUAUCUGUCAUCAGCUGUUUGGUCAAGAUACCAAGGUGUUUGUAUCAUCAGUAACUGAUGUUGAUUCACCGCAAAGCCACUCUCACCAGGGAACACCAAGCAAACGCAGACGUAUUGAAUUAGGAUGGGAAGUAGUACGAGAUGGUCUGCAAAAAUCACAGAAUGAUUUUGAUAUGAUACCGUGGUUACAAAUCACCACAGUCCUGGUUGCAAAGUAUCCAUCAAGUGUACCUCCCAAUGAGAUCGUUGCCAUUCUGACCAUAUUGCACCAGAUCCUGUCUCAGCAGAGACGAGGGGAGAGAAUUCCUUAUGUUCUUCGCUGCCUCAGUGAGAUUGCUGUGUGCCAGAGACUGAAGUCAACCCUGAAUACUGCACAGAGAUUAGAUCUGCAGAAGCUCUGGGCCAAGAUCUGGGCCAUCACACUUCGGAGCAUCAGCUCACAGCAGACUGAGGUUGAAAGCUUUUGGCUGCUGGAGGCUAUUCUUCAUGGAAGUUUGACUGUUCCAGAUAAAGAUUUCUGGAAAAUCUUUUCAUGCUCCACAUGCCAACCCUCCAGUUCUGCAGUUAAAUGUCUCUCGCGAGCAUUGGCGAAAUGCACUUUACCAGAGCAAUUGGACGGUAUUGCUGAGCAUUAUCUGAUAACUAUGGGUGACAGACCACAGACUCUCAGAGAAGCGAUAAUGAGAUGGUUAUUGGGAUACCGACCCGAGGAAGACAUCGAAGAAAAUGUGGAGCUUCCAUCCGUAGUCCGCAGAGAUUUUCCAAAUCAGCUUGUUUCUCAAAUUUUGGUCGUUUUGUCACUGAAGGACUGUAGAGCAGGAAUGGAUUUCUUUCACUCGCCUUUGGCAGAGAGUGCACUGGCAGGAGAAAGCCCGGCCGAAGUGGACAAAGGCAACACAUUCUUCACAGAAACCGAACAUCUUUUCCUGCAGACGACAUUUGAUGAAACUCCAAACUACAGUAGCACUGUAGUAUCGGUUAAAAAAACUGAAUCUGUGGCAUCAAGAAUAAGUGUCAAACAUGUUUUGAAAAACAGAUUGGAGGAAUAUCUAUUAGCAUUGGUGGAAUGUCUGCAUUCUGCUGCGAUGGUUCCUCCAGAAUGCCAGGUUCGCUGCGCAGACCUCAUCAUUGGUGUACUCCGGUGUUAUUCUGAUAUUGGUGUCACCAGUGAGGAUGAUGCAUGUACAUCUGCCCUGUUUCAGAAAGCAAAGUCUUUUAUACUGGAUGCUGGUGAAUACAUUUCUACAGCCAAAAACAAGCUUAAUGAGGAACUGAAACUUAACUCUCUGAAAACCAUGGUUACCGUGUGCACAAAAUGUCUGCACUCUCACACUAAGCACUGGGCAAAGAGGAGCUCAUCUGCUCUCUUCCUUCAACUAUUCCCAGCAAGAUUUAUGAAUGAUCUUGUGCAGAUUUGCAAGCAACUGAUAGCCCACAGUGGAAAAUCACAUAAUGCUUGUGAAGCAAAGGAUGAUAUUCAAGAUGGUUUCAGGGAAAUGCAGGGAAAUGGAUCCGGGGAUUUCUUUAACGAUAAUGACAAAACCCUUGAAGUAGGUGAUUAUAGUGACAGCAGCGACUCAUUGGUUGGAACAGGAGCAAAGAGCAUUUUAGCCGAAGAGAAUUUGACAAAGCAUGAUUUUCUCCUCCUCGACACUCUCCGAUUUCUCUGCUGUUGCACAGCAGCAGGACAGGUGCAUGUGCUUUCUUUCAGGUCUAGUGAUAUUAGAAGAAAACUGUUAAUGUUAAUUGAGGAGCAAGAUCACAGCAUUUCAAAAUCACUGCAUUUGCACAUGUACUUGAUCCUGUUAAAAGAGCUCCCAUCAGAAGAAUGUGUUCUCCCAUCAGAUGAUUUUUCCAUACUUGUGAAGCCACUCUUGGACUUGUGCUCCAUGUAUCGUUGUGAUCAAGAGGUUUGCUCAGUGAUCUUGACGCACAUUCUUCCAUUACUAACAGUACAAGGCAUUGACUCUGAUGAAAUGACAGAUGUCCAGGGGAAACUACUAAAGACAAUUGGAGCAUUUUGGCACCUAAGCAAGGGAGGAAAAUGUAAUGCACAAGUAAGAGCUGCUUUAGUAAGAUGCAUGAAAGCAUUACUUGAGAAAGACCCACAUUCCAAAUGGACUGUACUCUCCAUCAGAGAUGAAGAGUUCCCUGUCUCUGAUGUCUACACAGAGUUCUUAAGAGAUACUCACCAUCAGGUUCGCAUGCUUGCUGCCAUGUCUGUUAGCAGGCUAUUCCAAGAGGUCCAGAUACAGGAUCAGUCUGUACAGCUAAAAGCUCUUCCUGUGAAAUUGCAGCAGAAAGCCUUUGAAAAUGCGUAUAUGAAAGUGCAAGCGGGAAUGAGAUUUCAGAAUAGUGCAGAGGAACUCCAGGAUGAGAAGUGCAACAGAAAAGCCACAUUGCUUACAGUGAUUUCAUUGAUCAUGUGCUGUAGUCCCAUUUGCGAAAAGCAGGCCCUUUUUGCAAUUUGCCAGUCAUUAAAGGAGAACAAACUGGAUCCUACACUUGUUAAAAAAAUUCUUGAGACUGUGUCGAAGUGUUUGACGUAUCGUAGUUUGGAAAACUUCAUGGUUUCCCAUUUGGAUUACCUUAUCCAUGAAUGGCUGAGAAUGGCUGAUUCGGGCUACAACUUGCCUGCGUUUCCUUAUGUCCUAUUGAACUGUUCUAAUCUGGAAGAAUUUUACAGGUCCUAUUACAAAAUUCUUGUACCACACCUGACGGUUAAUGGUAACUUGGAAGAAGUGAAAUCAAUUGCUGCAUGCAUUAAGGGGAACUGGAAAGAAUUGCUUGCUGAUUGCCUUCCAAAGAUCAUGGCUUACAUCCUGCCAUGUUUUGCAUAUCAAGAUAAGAAUGGAUCUGAUGGUGAUAUGGCACAGCAAAGGGAAAAUGCAUCAAAGGUGUUCGACAUGCUGAAGGAGGACGCUUGCUUAGGGAAACAGCAAAUUGACCUUUUGAGCCACAACAGCUUACCGGAAAUUGUUGUAGAGCUGCUUAAUACUCUGUACGACUCUCCCGACCAAGACGCAGGAUAUGGCAUAGAGUUGGUAAAGUUUUCUGGGGCAAUGGAUCCUGCUCCCAACCCACCUUAUUUCCCAUCACCUGUGAUCAGAGCUACAUUAGAAUACAUUAGUAGCUGCCACAAAGAGAAGUUUAAGUCACUUGUUGCAAUUCUUUCAAGAAACCCAGAUUCAAUCCAAAAGAUCUUGCUAGCAAUUUCUAAGAAGGCAGUAGACACCAGCAGUGCUUAUGAAAAGCAUCGAAUCCUGAUGAUGUAUCGUUUGUUUGUAAAUUUGCUGCUGAAAGAGAUAAAGGAUGGUCUGGGAGGCGUGUGGGCAUUUGUUCUUCGUGAUGUCAUCUACAGUCUGAUCCACCAUAUCAACAGCUGGCCAUCACACAUGGAUGAUGUAUCCACACGUAGUUUUUCUCUGUGUUGUGACCUUUUAAAUGUUACUUGCCAAACUGCUGUGGAGCACUGUGGAGAUGCACUUGAAAGCCACCUUCAUGUGAUCGUGGGUACACUAAUACCAUUGGUCCAUGAGCAACCAGAGAUUCGCCAGCAGGCCCUAGAAUUGCUGAAGUAUCUAGUGGUAACUAAUCAAGGCAAUGAGAACUUGUACAAUGCAAUUAGACGGUUGGAUUCAUUCCCUGACCAUCCUGACUUCAGAGAACUGCGUCUUACCCAAGAGAAAAUCAAGUACAGCAAAAGACAGUUCACAUUAUUGGAGGAAAUCAAUCACUUUCUUUCAGUCAGCUCCUGUGAUUCAUUACCAUUAACUAGGCUUGUGGGAUUAAAUGAUCUGAAACAACAACUGGAACUGCACAAAGCAGAUGUUAAAAAUCUGUUGAAAGAGUAUCAAGAUGAUCCAAAGUCCAGUGUUCUGGUGAAACUAGUUGUAAAUCUUUUGCAGUUGUGCAAAUCUGCAACAAAUUACCCUACUGGAAAAGACAUUCUCGAAGCUGCGGGGAAUUGUUUAGGAGAAAUGGGUCCAAUUGACUUUUCCACCAUUACUUUACAACGCAAAAAGGAUGAAUUUCAUUGCAAGGCUACAGAACUGUUUAAAGAAAAUAAAUUUAAAUUAGUUUUCAUUCUCCUAAGUGUAAUUAAUAAUGCUCUUAUUGACCAAUGUAUCGAAGUUCGCUUUGCAGCUGCCACUUGUGCGAAGAACAUUCUUGCAACACGGUCAGGUCACCAGUUCUUGGAACUGAGUAAAAAUGACCCCAGUGGUCCUGACCCUAUGCUAAUGUAUUUACAGCCAUUCCGAACAGCUAGAAGAAAGGUUCAUGAGUCACAAGUAGACAAUAGUUCAAGUCCUUCUGAAAAUCUUGACGAUGGCUGUUUGUGGAUACCUCAGUGUGGAAACCAUGACACAUGGCUGAAAACUCUGACCUGUGCAUUGCUGGACAGUGGAGGUGUGAGAAGUGAAGUUCUGCAGUUAAUAAAGCCAAUGUGUGAGGUGAAGACUGACUUCUGCCAGAUGAUCCUUCCAUACUUGAUCCAUGAUAUUCUCCUUAAUGACAAGGAUAGCUCCUGGCAGGUGUUGUUAUCUAACCACAUUCGAGGGUUUUUUAAUGCAUGCUGUAGAAUGGGAUCAAGCUCCAGCCGAUCCACCACACCAGCCAUUGUUGACUCAGAAACAGACAGCCUUCCCCAUGGACAUAUGGAUAAAAUAUCUCGGCGCACCAUGCUGGCAGUGGUCGAUUACUUGCGAAAACAAAAAAGACACCAGCUGAGCACUGCAUGGGAUGACAACUUCUGGUUGGAUCUGAACUACUUGGAGGUUGCUUUGACAGCCCAGUCAUGUGCAGCUCACUUUACAGCCUUGCUAUGCGCAGAAAUCUAUGCAGAUAAAAUCAGAUCCGAAGAGGAGGAAUUGAAACGGAGUUCAUACAAAGCGGCACGCAGCCUAAAGUUUGAUGAGACCAGCCAAGAGCUAACAAUCUCCAGCAUGAGCAACAAAAGCAAAGAAGAAACAGGGAUCGGUUUACAGGAGCUCCUAAUUGAUGUAUACAGAAGUAUAGGAGAACCUGAUAGUUUGUAUGGCUGUGGUGGAGGAAAGAUGUUACAUCCACUUGCCAGAAUUCGGACAUACGAGCAUGAAGUGCUAUGGGACAAAGCUCUUGUAACAUAUGACAUUGAAAUGAAUCUCCCUGUCUCUACACGCCAAGCUGGUAUUGUCCAGGCAUUACAGAACUUUGGACUAUGCCACAUUCUCACUACAUAUCUGAAGGGACUUGAAGCUGAAAAUGCAGAAUGGUGUGAGGAAUUGCAGGAAAUCCGUUUCCAAGCAGCCUGGAGAAACAUGCAAUGGGAUCACGUCUCCCCAUGCAGAGAUGAGUCUUCAGGACCCGGGUAUCAUGAAUCUGUAUACCAUGCAUUGCAAUCUCUGAAAGACCAAGAAUUUUCUUCUUUCCAUGAGGUUAUAAAGUUUGCCAGGGUGAAAGAAGUUGAAGAGUUAUGCAAAGGGAGCUUAGAAUCGGUUUACUCUCUGUAUCCUACGUUGUGCAGAUUGCAGAUACUUGGAGAACUAGAAACUAUUGGGCAGCUGUUGUCCAGAUCUGCGACAGAUGAUGCAUUGAAUGAGGUCCACAGAAAAUGGCAGCAACAACUUCAACUUCUCAAGGACAGUGACUUUACCUUCCAGGAACCUAUCUUAGCCAUGAGAACAGUUAUUCAGGAGAUGCUUAUCAAAAAGGAAAUAGAUGACCAAAGGAAGAAUUUCAUUAAAGAUGCUCUGACUGAGCAUUUACUUCAAAUGGCAAAAUUAGCGCGAGCAGCAAGAAAUUCUCAGCUGGCAGAGAAAGCCAUCUUCCAGAUCAAACAACACAAUCCAGUUGGAUUUGGCAUUUCCACCUGGCAACUAGAAGAAGCCCAGGUCUUCUGGGAUAAACAGGAACAAAGUCUUUCUCUUGAUGUUCUCAAGCAGAUGAUUGGCAAGUUAGAGGUAAACAAUAACGAGUCAUUAGUGCCACUGUAUAUUGAGUGCCUAAGACUCUGUGGAAACUGGUUGGCAGAAACAUGUUUAGAAAGUCCUGGCACCAUCAUGCAGAAGUAUUUAGAAAAGGCUGUGACUCUUAGUAUUCAACACAAGGACACAGUUCACAAUGGGAAGAUGGAAGCAUUUUUAUCAUUGGCACGUUUCUCAGAUGCACAAUAUCAGAGUAUUGAUAACUACAUGAAAUCAUCUGAAUUUGAAAACAAACGUGCACUCCUUAAGAACGCCAAAGAGGAAAUCCAUUUGAUCAAAGAACACAAAUUUCAAACUAAUAGAUAUGUGGUGAAGAUACAGCGAGAAUGUGAACUAGAUGAACGAGCAAUGUGUGCAUUGCAAGAAGAUCGCAAGCAGUUUCUCUGUAAAGCAGUGGAGAACUACAUCAAUUGCUUGCAGAGUGGAGAGGAACAUGACAUGCGCAUUUUUAGACUCUGCUCUUUGUGGCUUGAAAAUUCAAGUGUCCCUGAAGUAAACAAUAACAUGAAGAAAGGUGUAGAAAAGAUUCCAUCUUACAAGUUUUUACCUUUAAUGUACCAGCUGGCUGCUCGCAUGGGAACAAAGAUGCCAGGAGGGCAAAAGUUUCAUGAAGUAUUAAACAAGCUAAUUGAAAGAACUUCAUUGGAUCACCCUCAUCACACGCUAUUUAUUAUCUUGGCUUUAUCCAAUGCAAACAAGGAUGACAUUCUAGGGACACCUGAAGUGCUGAAGAGAGGGAAGCAUACAAGAAAAGAUUUGUCUCAUCUGGAUCAGGGAAGAAUGGAUGCUGCCAGCAACAUAAUAAACACAGUGCGAAAAUCUAAAGCUAAAAUGGUGAAGAAUAUGGAGAAAUUAUGUGAUGCCUUAAUCACCCUUGCAAACCUGGAUGCCACUAAAUGGAAAAUGGAGAGAAAAGCCAUUGAUAUUCCUUCAACGCAGCCUAUCACAAAAUUAAAAGAUCUUGAUGAAGUUGUUAUUCCCACCAUGGAACUUAAGGUUGAUCCAUCUGGAAGAUACGAAAAUAUAAUAACUGUGAAAUCAUUUGGGUCUCAGUUUCGCUUAGCAGGAGGAGUGAAUCUUCCAAAAAUUAUUGAUUGUGUGGGGUCAGAUGGGAAAGAGAGAAGGCAACUAGUCAAGGGCCGAGAUGACCUGCGACAGGAUGCUGUAAUGCAACAGGUUUUUCAGAUGUGUAAUGCACUUUUGCAGAAGAAUGCAGAUACUAGAAAGAGGAAGCUGACUAUUCGCACAUACAAGGUCAUUCCUCUUUCUCAGAGAAGUGGCAUUCUCGAGUGGUGUACAGGAACUGUGCCCAUUGGGGAAUAUUUAGUUAAUCCGAAUGAAGGUGCCCAUAAGAGGUAUCGGCCUAAUGACUGGAGCAGCCUAGACUGCAGGAAAAGAAUGUCGGAAGCACAGAAACUAAGCUUUGAAGCUAAAUAUCAAGUCUUCAUGGAUGUCUGUAAGAAUUUCCGGCCUGUUUUCCGAUAUUUCUGCAUGGAAAAAUUCUUGGAUCCAGCUGAUUGGUUUGAAAAACGGCUUGGAUACACUCGAAGUGUGGCUACUUCUUCAAUAGUUUGCUACAUUGUUGGUCUUGGUGACAGACACGUACAAAACAUCCUCAUUGACGAGGAAUCUGCUGAACUUGUGCACAUUGACUUGGGGGUUGCAUUUGAGCAAGGAAAAAUUCUUCCUACUCCAGAGACUGUUCCAUUCCGACUAACCAGGGACAUCGUAGAUGGAAUGGGCAUCACUGGCGUGGAAGGUGUCUUCAGGAGGUGUUGUGAAAAGACAAUGGAGGUUAUGAGAAGUUAUCAAGAAGCCUUACUAACUAUUGUCGAGGUGUUGCUAUAUGACCCUCUUUUUGACUGGACCAUGAAUCCUUUAAAAGCACUUUACCUACAGCAGAGACCUGAAGAAGAUGCAGACUUCCAUUCCACAUUGAAUUCCACUAUAGCUGGAGAUGAGACAGUGUGUGAUGGAGAUACCACUGAUGUCAAGAGCAUUAAUAAAGUUGCAGAACGUGUACUUCUGAGGCUACAGGAGAAGCUGAAGGGAGUUGAGGAGGGUGCUGUGCUCAGUGUGGGUGGACAGGUGAAUCUCUUAAUACAGCAAGCCAGAGAUCUAAAGAACCUCAGUCGACUAUUUCCAGGCUGGCAACCUUGGGUAUGAUCAAAAAAAGAAAAAAAAAUGUACUGUAGAUUUCACAAUUUUUUGUUAUAAACUACAAAUGUUUUGGCUGUACAAUAUGGAUGUAAAUAUACGUUUAUCAUAUCUUUGAAUCAGAAUCCUUUACCUCAAGAUGAGAUACCAGUCAAGUGCUGCAAAAUAGUUUUGCCAUUGUUGAUUUAUUUCUGAUUGAUAAAGGUUUAAUAGUUGUGACAUGAAAUUACAUUAGAACAACACUGUAUUGCACUCCAAUACCCAAGGUCAGGAUUAUACCCUAAUAUUCACAUACGGAUAAAAAGAUGCAAGAACUUUCUCGGUUAGGUCUUGAGAAAAAUUUCAAGCUAAUUGUCUUCAUUUUGAUCAUAGGUUUCAAAUCAAAAAUUAACAUUAUUUUAAAAACUACUGCUGAAUUCCUGUAUUUCAUAGCAUGAAAUUUAGUCUAAAAUUUGUAGCUGUUAACAGAAAGCCAUGCUUAGUAGUGUGGAUCACGGAAUCGGGCCUUACAAAUACAAUCCAUAUCUCUGGCUUGAGCAUAGAUCCUCAUCAAAAGUGUGGGAUCAGUGAAUUUACUCUGUCAUCUCCUAGCUUGCCUUCAGUGUCAACAAUGUAACAGAGGACCUAUCCAGCCAUAAUUCUGAAAUGUUUGCAUUUCUAGAGGCAGCGCUUGUAUAUAUAAAUUACCUAAAUCUUUAUUUUUUGAAAAUUAGUCACUCAUCUGAAGCAAGAGGUUUUUGCAAGAUUAAUUGCCUGCUACAGUUAUUCUGUAUUUAGUCUAUAUUUUACUACUCUGAUAUCAAGAUAUUCAUUUUGCAAGCCUAACAAAUUUUGACUAAUUUUUAAAAUUCUUUUAUGGGAUGUGGACGUGCUGGCAAGGCCAAUAUUUGUUGCCCAUCCCUAAUUGCCUUUGAGAAUGAAAUGCUUUGAGAAAUAAUUUUGGUCCUUGGUGCAGAUUUAAUUAUUUGUACGCUUCCUGCAAGUUGUAAAUUGACAGUAUAAUUUUAACUGUAAAUUUAUAAUUUUCCUUUGAGUUUUCCAUUAUGCAUUUUGAGGCACCUUAUCCAUUCUUGGAAAAUAUAUGCUUUGUUUAUCUAUUCUAUGCAGUGAGCAUUUUAGCAUUUAGGAUCAGCAGCCAUUUUACAGUUAAAGCAACAUGCCCCAGACAUAUUUUUAGACAAAAACUGAAAUAAAAAUAUUGCAACAACA